GAAGCUCAACCUAUCUCAGACUAUUGCCUAGAAGAUCAUCCUCGAUUGAAGAAAGACGCAAUGUAAAAACGGUACCGGUAAAGCUUUGUCGAGCCCAGACAGAUUAUCACAAGCAGCAUGUAUAUGGGCAUUUCGCUACAGCAUCCAUUAAAUAUCUGGAAAGCAUUGCCUCUGUUCUCGGCCCUGUUCAAGAUUUUUCUUUUUAUCACAAGAUGACAUGGCUAGAGUGUCAAUCAGGUUGACUGCUUCAAAUAAGCAACCACGUUUGCUCAUGCAUCUUGAGUACAAGAUCAAGCUUCCAGAUCACGAUUGGGUAGUUGCCCCAAGGCAUAGGCUAAACCCAUCAGUUUGUGCUGGGGUAAUUAUAAGUCCUGAAAAAACGGGAGACCCGAAAGCUGUAGUUUAUUCUGGCCCCACAUUUAUAAGCAUUACCGCAGAAACUCAUGCCAAAGAUUGUGACAGUAUUCUUAAUCUGGAGUCCUUUCAAGAAAUAGCAAAAACCCAUGAUAAAGGACGAGUCAAGCCUGUGGUUGUAAUAAUUUCCGAUGGUGGCCCCGAUGAAAAUCCCAGGUAUGGGAAAGUUAUUUCUUACGCGGUUCAACAUUUUAAGGUAUACAAUUUGGAUGCAAUUUUUGUUGCUACAAAUGCUUUAGGAAGAAGUGCGUUUAACCGAGUCGAAAGGAGAAUGGUCUCAUUAAGCCGGGAGUUGUCUGGGUUGAUUUUGCCGCACGAUAAAUAUGGAAGCCAUUUGGACAACCAAGGCAGAACAACAGACUUCGACUUGGAGGAACAACAUUUUGAAUUCGACGGAAGAACAUUGGCCGAAGUCUGGGGAAAAAUGGUCAUCCAUGACUUUCCUGUGACUGGCGAAUAUGUUCUGCCUAAUGAAAAAGGGGCAGAACUGGAUGACAUUGAACAGUACUGGUAUAAAGAACAUGUUCGCAAAAGCCAAUAUUUUCUGCAAAUCGUUAAGUGCUAAUCCGCAGAAUGUUGUGGAGAAUUUAGAAGUGGAUUACUUCAAAUUCUACCAUAUAGAUUUUUUACCCCUCCGGUACGUGUUAUUCAGGGCGUCUCAGAAAUAAUUGUUUCCGAGAGCAAUGAGAAGGGACAUUUUCUGGACCUAAUGCAACGAAGAGCUCUCGUGAUAUCAAUAAAUGAACACAACAAAUAUCUGCAGGUUCCCUACGACUUGUAUUGUUUGUCGGUACACAACCAACUUAAAAAGCGUAUGUGUAAAACGUGUUGUUUGUAUUUUGCACCCGAAAGAUCAGCAUAUCUGCAUGCCAAAACCAACAAAAAUGCAUCUGCAAACUUGGAUUGCAAAGCAGAUAAAAACUUUUUUUCGAGUGGCUGGGCGGCGAAAAAGAAAAUAUUUAGUGGUUCAAUCACAUGAAGGAUGCGAAGACCUGGAAUGACUUGACGAAGAGUGUGUUGGAGAUAAUUUCAGCGUAGACGUACAGAAUUUGUCAUCCGUGUUCAGGCAUAUAAAUGACGUAUAUGCAAAUACCCUGGAUACCGAACCCAACAUAAAACCUGUAUAUCCCGAGAUACCCAUUAUUCCAAUUGUCAAUAACAUAAGUCCAGAGCCUAUUAUCGCAGUUAUUCAAAUCAAUCCGACAUAAACAUUUAACCCCUCAGACAAAAAUCUUUGCCACGCCUUCGAUCGGCGGCACCAGAAUUAUAAGCACUUCUCACGCCUUUAUCGACGACGGCAGACAUAAACAAUAUUCAAACAUUUAAACAAAGGGUCCAGCCUGAGAAUCCUUUCGUCAGCAUAAAAGCUUUGGCCAAUCCAAAUUAAUUAAGCAAAAGAUGCAGCCUAGAAACCGUUUCAUCGAGCCACUGAUUUGACCAAUCAAAAUUCUUUAAUCAAAGUCCACUUUCGCUGCUCGCGUC
Molecule: messenger RNA, 1896 nt
Organism: Drosophila subpulchrella
Lineage: Eukaryota; Metazoa; Arthropoda; Insecta; Diptera; Drosophilidae
Exons: 3
Coding region: 218-979 (253 amino acids)
Source: RefSeq, a predicted model, not a curated record